UAUUGACAUUAGCUUGGCGGGGCGAAGGAUGCACUGAUAUAAAACCAGGUGAGCUCCAUCGACGCCUCACACUCGCUGGCAGGAGCGCGGACGGACGGGUCGACGAGGAACUGAAACAGGAUGAAGCUGCUGGUCUUGACUGUAACCGUUGCCCUGCUGUUCGCUGCUGGCGAAGCUCUGACCUGCCACAGGUGCAUCCCGAGACAAGCCGGACACGCCUGCGUGGUCACCGAGCAGAGGUGCAAUCCCGAGAAAGACGCCUGCGCUUCUGCCAAGUUCCUCAGGCCUCCAUUCGGCCAGUUCCAGAAGUGCAUGGCGAUGAGCGACUGCAACACAUUGAGGAUGAACGCCUACAUCAACAUCAAGUGCUGUGCCGAAGACUUGUGCAACACCUUUUAAACUAAAUCCUGGAGUACCAUUGAGCAAGGCACUCGUCACUGCUGCUUAUUUGUGUGUUGGAAGAGCAACUCAAAAUAAAGAAAAGCU
Synchiropus splendidus (mandarinfish) is the source of this 486-nucleotide messenger RNA. RefSeq names its product CD59 glycoprotein-like. NCBI's taxonomy places the organism in Eukaryota, Metazoa, Chordata, Actinopteri, Syngnathiformes, Callionymidae. The transcript is spliced from 4 exons. The record is from RefSeq and is a predicted model, not a curated record. Bases 121 to 399 code for a protein of 92 amino acids.